AUGACGGCAGGCAACAAGCAAAGCACGAAGUCAUCUUCUUCCUAUUUCUUCUAUUCCUCCUUCUCCACGCUUCUUCUUCUUCUUCCUCAAUCUCUCUUACGAUUCCUUCAAAUCAUUCUUCCAUGGCCACCGUAUCUUCUUCCUCCUGGCCAAACCCCAACCCUAAUCCCGAUUCCACGUCUGCCUCAGAUUCCGAUUCUACUUUUCCCUCUCACCGCGAUCGCGUAGACGAACCCGACUCUCUCGAUUCCUUCUCCUCCAUGAGUCUUAACUCCGACGAACCUAAUCAGACUUCUAAUCAAUCGCCUCUUUCUCCCCCUACGCCCAAUUUACCGGUGAUGCCUCCUCCGUCCGUGCUUCAUCUUUCCUUUAACCAAGAUCAUGCUUGCUUCGCUGUCGGCACUGACCGUGGCUUCCGGAUCCUUAAUUGCGAUCCCUUUCGCGAGAUUUUCCGGCGUGAUUUCGAUCGUGGCGGUGGUGUUGCAGUCGUGGAGAUGCUUUUCAGAUGCAAUAUAUUAGCCCUAGUUGGUGGCGGACCUGAUCCUCAAUAUCCUCCUAAUAAGGUUAUGAUUUGGGAUGAUCACCAGGGCCGAUGUAUCGGAGAACUCUCUUUCAGGUCCGAUGUUAGAUCCGUCCGGCUUAGGAGGGAUCGGAUUAUUGUCGUUCUUGAGCAGAAGAUUUUUGUCUACAAUUUCUCUGACCUCAAGCUGAUGCAUCAGAUUGAAACCAUUGCCAACCCUAAGGGUUUGUGUGCUGUUUCUCAGGGUGUUGGUUCUAUGGUUUUGGUAUGUCCAGGUUUGCAGAAAGGUCAAGUUCGGAUCGAGCACUACGCUUCUAAACGGACCAAAUUCGUCAUGGCUCAUGAUUCCAGAAUAGCUUGCUUCGCUCUCACGCAGGAUGGCCAUUUGUUGGCCACUGCUAGCUCUAAGGGUACUCUGGUUCGGAUCUUCAAUACUGUUGAUGGUACCUUGCGUCAAGAGGUAAGGAGGGGUGCGGAUAGAGCAGAGAUCUACAGUUUGGCCUUCUCUUCAAAUGCUCAGUGGUUAGCUGUCUCAAGUGACAAAGGAACGGUCCAUGUCUUUGGUCUCAAAGUCAACUCCGGAUCUCAAGUGAAAGACUCAUCCCGAAUUGCACCUGAUGCUACUCCCUCAUCCCCAUCGUCGUCUCUGUCUUUAUUCAAAGGAGUGUUACCGAGGUAUUUCAGCUCGGAGUGGUCGGUGGCUCAGUUCAGGUUGGUUGAAGGAACUCAGUACAUAGCCGCCUUUGGCCAUCAAAAGAACACCGUUGUUAUUCUUGGCAUGGAUGGGAGGUAAGCAAACAUUAUUCCAUUGACAAACUUUAAUCACGAAAUUGCAAUUGAGAACCUGACAAACAUAAUUCUCUAUGAUUUGUUCUGUGUAUGGCAUAUUUGAUCUGACCGGAGUUGGAUUGUGUUCCUUUGAUGUUCUUAAACAGCUUCUACAGAUGCCAGUUUGAUCCGGUGAACGGCGGUGAAAUGUCUCAGCUUGAGUACCACAACUGUCUGAAACCGCCUUCAGUUUUCUAAAAGCUUUACUACUUAUACUCUUUUGUUCCUUCUCUCUCUUUAUAUCUCUCUGCAACUUAAGCGGUGAGAUAUGGUGUAUAGUUUUGUGUAUAUAAUAAUGAUGGGUCGUCCUAUAAUUUGUAAAACCUUUUAUCGCUAACCAAAACUGAUUCACGGCUCGUCAAUUUGUGUCUUCCAAACAACUUGACUAAACCAAUUGUGUAAUAUCGAUCAGUCAACUUUAUU
This is a messenger RNA of Arabidopsis thaliana (thale cress), 1771 nucleotides long. RefSeq names its product Transducin/WD40 repeat-like superfamily protein (gene AtATG18a). The transcript has 3 exons. Gene Ontology annotation, cellular component: nucleus; cytoplasm; phagophore assembly site membrane. The coding region runs from base 123 to 1313 and encodes 396 amino acids. The record is from RefSeq and is marked reviewed. NCBI's taxonomy places the organism in Eukaryota, Viridiplantae, Streptophyta, Magnoliopsida, Brassicales, Brassicaceae.